Molecule: messenger RNA, 558 nt
Organism: Funneliformis caledonium
Lineage: Eukaryota; Fungi; Glomeromycota; Glomeromycetes; Glomerales; Glomeraceae
Source: the annotation of a GenBank genome assembly
AUGUUUGCUCAAUGUAAAAGUUAUUUGCUUUCUUUAAGCAACAAUUCGUUCUAUACAUCAUUAAAGGCUCGUUCAUUUCAUACGUCAUUACUUUUACAAAAACGUCAUUCAAAAGAUAUAAAACGAAAAAAUCUUAUGAAAAAAGUUUCCAAAUUACAACAAGAAAAAUUGCAAAAACCAAAUGUCAUAACAGGAGUACCAACGACAUUUACAAAUUCAUUUUUACGUCCUUCACAAGUUUACGCUUCAACUACAGCUGUACAAGCUAGUAAAUUAUCAUCUGAAAAUAAUCAUCAAUACAGGAAUUAUUUUUUAGACCAAAAGGAUGAAGAAUUUUUAUUUAAUAUUACACCAACUAUUAUAACAGAACAUUCUACGCAAGGAGAUCAAGUUAAAAUCGAAUCAAGAGAAUUAGAAAAAGUUCAAAUACUUAAAAAUCUUACUAGUUUACAUAAUGCUAAUUCUAAAAGUAUUUUGUUGUAUAAUAUUCAAUUAGCGAUUAAAGAAUUUGCUAGAAAAGAAGGCGAUACCGGUAGUGCCGAGGUUCAAGGUUAUUAA